This is a messenger RNA of Corythoichthys intestinalis (scribbled pipefish), 1876 nucleotides long. It is a transcript of the gene pxmp4, whose product is annotated as peroxisomal membrane protein 4. The transcript has 5 exons. The coding region runs from base 270 to 920 and encodes 216 amino acids. Gene Ontology annotation, cellular component: peroxisomal membrane. The record is from RefSeq and is a predicted model, not a curated record. NCBI's taxonomy places the organism in Eukaryota, Metazoa, Chordata, Actinopteri, Syngnathiformes, Syngnathidae.
AAUGCAUGACUCAUUCCAUUGAAAACAAUCCAUGCAUGUCCAUCUGCUAAAUUAUCAAUGCAAGCCAAUGUAUUUUUUUCUCGCAUACUUACGUCAUCCAUGUCCUUUGUUUGUUUUUUGGGAGCCUUCAGUGGUUUCUUUUUCCCUCCUGGUGGUGACAUGGAUUGCGUUAUUGUUAAUGGCGGACACGACUGACAGAGUGACUCGUCAUGCGGACUCUACCUGUGUGUGCUUCAUAAUUAUUGUCAUUACCCGUCAUUAGAGUUGUCAUGGCGGUGUCAGAACUUCUAAAAACAUUACUUUACACCGUCAAUCACCUUUUACAACAAGAAAAAUACAAAGCGGCUCUGGCUGUUCUUAAAGGCUUCCGAAAUGGCGCUGUAUAUGGAGCUAAAAUCAGAGCACCGCAUGCACUUGUCAUGACAUUUCUGUUCCGGAGUGGAAGUUUAGCAGACAAACUCCGAGCUAUUUUGAAGGCCACCUACACUCACUCGCGCAACCUGGCGUGCUUCGUGUUUACGUACAAGGGACUGCAGGCCUUGCAGGAGAAGCUCCAGGGACGCAGUUUGCAAUCCCAUUCCUUCCUGGCCGCCUGCAUCGGAGGAUGGCUGGUGUUUGGUGACAACAACAACAUCAACAGUCAGAUCAACAUGUACCUGCUGUCCCGCAUCUUGUUCGCCAUAUCCCGGCUGGCCGUGGAGAAAGGGGUAAUCCCGCAGCCCGAGCGGGACCCCUUCCCGCUUUUCGCCACCUUGGUGUGGGGGGUGGUCUUGUGGCUCUUCGAGUACUACCCGCACACGCUCCAGCCGUCGCUGCGGUCAUCCAUGACGUACCUUUACCACGACAGCGACGUUUGGCACGACAUCUCGGACUUUCUGCUUUAUAACAAGCCUGGCGGGGCUUCCGCUGCCCUAAAAUGAAGAUUGAGGUGAAGGACCACUUGUCUGGAAUACUCAAUUGGUGCCAGGACACUUGAAGGUUUUACAGGUGUAUUUAUAUAUAUAUAUUAGAAAAUAUUCAAAUUCUUGCCAAAUAUUAAAAAACUGUAAAUAAUGUGAUUCUGUUUCUACUUAUAGGGCACUCAUUUAAGUCAUUGGGUGCCAUUGACAACGCUAGGAGUCCAAUCCUUUUGACUGGGAGAGGCGAUGUCGUCAAUGGCAUCUAAAGAGUUAACAGUAAAAUAUUUUCUCAUUAAAUAUUUAUAUAUAUAUUUUUUAGGGCUGUCAAACGAUUAAAAUUUUUAAUCGAGUUAAUCACAGCUUAAAAAUUUAUCGUAAUUAAUCGCAGUUCAAGCCAUCUAUAAAAUAUGCCAUAUUUUUCUGUAAAUUAUUGUUGGAAUGGAAAGAUAAGACACAAGAUGGAUAUAUACAUUCAACAUACGGUACAUAAGCACAGUAUUUGAUUAUUAUAACAAUAAAUCAACAAGAUGGCAUUAACAUUAUUAACAUUCUGUUAAAGCGAUCCAUGGAUAGACUUGUAGUUCUUAAAAGAUAAAUAUUAGUACAAGUUAUAGAAAUGUUAUAUUGAAACCCUCUAAAAUUUGUAAUAUUUUCAAUCAAAAAAUAAACUAGUUGCUCGCCAUUGUUGAUGUCAGUAAUUACACCAUGCUCACUCAUGGUACUAACCCAUAAAAUCAGUCGCACCAAAGCGCCAACAGAGGAAGACAAAAAACACAAGUAACAAGUGGACAUGACACUGCUGUCAUUUUAAUCUGUUUGAGUGGGGCAUGUGCGUUAAUUGCGUCAAAUAUUUUAACGUGAUUAAUUAAAAAAAUUAAUUACCGCCCGUAAACGCGAUAAUCUUGACAGCCCUAAUUUUUUUCAUUUCAAAUAGUAAAUAAUAAUAAACAUUUUUAAAUAAGAGGAAAAAAAUACAA